AAAGUGAUUUUGCCUUUUUAAAAUUCGUGUUUAAAAAAAUGUCGUCACAUCAACAACUCAUACUCGAUUUGAAAACUUCCCGCGAAUCAGCUGCCAAAGCAAUAAAUGAAAUUUAUUUCAAAUUAACAAAAUGCAAAGAAGACACAAAAAGUAAAAGUGGAAUUUCUUAUAAUGCUGUCCAUGCUAUAUGCAUGGCAAUUAAGGAUAAAGGAAACUUUCAUGAAAUCUAUGCCGAGGCCAUCAAAAAGUGGGUAUCUGAUAUUUCCGAUGCUCAUUGGAAUAUGUUUGUUGAACUCUUGCGAUUCAUACUUGGUGAUUUCUAUUCAAAGAAUCUCUUCGAACACUCUGUUUCAUUGGCUGCCUUGGUUACAGCUGAUCACAUAACCACGCCAGCUGAUGUGAAAUCUCACUUAAAACUUUUUUCCCGCCAUCUGUACUACACUCACACACAUCUCACACAGGACCAAAUAAAAGAAGUAUUCAAAAACAUUACCCAAAUCAUAAUCAAAUCCAAAGAUAUCCAAUACAAAGACUUAAUCGAUGAUUUCCUAACAAAUGUUUUAGCGAUGUUACAAACUAUAAUUGUCAAGCAUAUAGACAAAGCUGCUAAUUUAUUUGAAAAAUUUUUCUCAGCUUUAGUUGCACUCAAAAUCGAUUCCAACAAAUUGAAUGAAUCAUUCAUGCUACUCACAAAGUAUCUAAUUCAUUUUAUUUAUCUCGAUGUAACGGACAAGAACAGUGUGUUUUCUCAAAAUUUACUCAGAUCUUGCAAAGAUAAUCAAUCAUUUAAAGCUCAUAAAUUUCAAAGUUACGCUUUCAAUCUAUUUUACUAUUUUAUCAAACUUCUACUUUUCCCAAAUGCCCUUGAUUUCAAUAAGAAUUUCGUUGAAAUUAUUGAAAAAUUCUCAGUUUUCUAUGAUCGUUCUGAACUAAUGACUGAUCCUUGGUUUAUGGAUACAAUAGUAACAAUGGCACGAGUUAUGGACUCUUUCAAGGGACAGAAAGUACUACUCGAAUCCAUGGACGAGAACAGUCACAAAACAAUGUACACUCUUAUUGAGAAGUUGAUCAAACUUGCACAUGGAGUGAACUAUGAAUCCGGUCUUUGGACAUGUUGCAAUAGUGUUAGAAAGCACAUUAUCUUUAAACUAUGCAUUGCACAGAUGUCAAUGUUUGAGGUUGCUGUUGAGCAAGGAUACAAGAAACCUGAACUUGGAAUAAGUAUGGGGACAAUAUUAAAGCACACCAUUGCCGUUGCAGAGUGUUUUAAAUGUUCCACAGUUAAAUCCGAAAUUGGACAAAUUAUGAAAGUCUUGUCUCUUUGUGCUCAGAAUGUUAAAACCAAAGAACAUGCUGAACUUUUAGCUAAAAUGUUACUUCUACCAACAAGAAUUGUAGAUCAUCUUCCCGAAAAUAGUCCUAGAAUGCUAAUGAAAUGUUUGUUGGAUGUUCACAAAAUCAGUGGGAAUGUACAGGGUCAAACAGAGGCCUAUGCUUUGUAUAUAGCUAAUCUAAUGGAAUCCAAAAUGGAUACGGAAUUGAUUAGAAAAUACAUUGGAGCUUUCUACAGCUUAGACCCUUGCAUGUGUGUGAGUGAGACCUUAGAAGAAUCUGCAUUCCCUUUGAAACCAACACAUUUUAGUCGUCGUUUAUUGCAUUCAAUGGAAACUACAGUCUUUUUUAAAACAAGAGGCAGUAAUAUUCUUGUUAUUACUUCUCUUCUAAAAUCAUCAAAAAGUAUUCUUGACUUUGUUCUUGUAGCUCGUCAAUUCCCUCAAGUAAAUGUCAUUAAAAAAUUGGAAAGAAAAUAUGCUGAACUUAAAGCCAAGUCUACACUUUCCCCAUUGGAACACCUUGCUUUGGGUCAUAUUUGUAAAAUUCGUGCACUCCAGCAAAUCGAUGACUUGAAGAAUCUCAUACAUAUUACCAAAGUAAAUGAUGAAUCUUUGCCUGAAUUAUCGGAUGUUGAAAAGUUGAAAAAGAUUGAUGUGAUUGCUGAAAUGCAAAUUAUGAGAAUAGCUCUCGAAGCGAUUAAAGAAUUUGAAAAGUUCUUUGAGUUUUCAUCGCAGAGAGUAAUACCUGCCGAAGAAGAUUACUCAAUCGAUUGGGAGCCAAUUAUUGAUGAUGUCGCUUUGAUGGCCCGAUGGUUCCAUUUUCGUGGAUACGUAGAUUAUGCUUACAAAGCUUGGCGACUGCUUCUUCGAAUAACAAGUCAUGUCGAUGAUAUUCUGAAUCGAAUUAGAGCUUUGGGAUUCUUAUGUGAUGAAUGUCAGUUUAUUGAACUUUAUGAUCCAGAGUUUAAUAUUGAACAGAAAAUAAUAACAAUGGAAGCGGGAAUCUAUGAAUGUUUACUUAAUUUGGAAUUUCUAACUCCUCGUCGACAGAAUUAUGUUUUGAUUUGUCUUUGUAAUAUUGGAUGGUUUUUGGCAACCAAAGGUCAAUUCAAUGAAAGUCAAAUUCUUCUCGAUGUUGUUUGGGGAAAGCUAGACGAAUUAGUUGAAAGAAAGAAUAAAUUCGAAUUGGUUCGUGCUACCCAUUUGGCUAUUAGUUUUCGAAUUCAAUGGAAAUUACAAAAGGAAAUAUCAAAAAAGAAAGCUUUUGCUCAAGUGGAUAAGAUUUUAGAUGAGAUUAGAGCUGUUGUUUAUUAUACUUCGGAGGAUUCGUUGAAUUUUCCAAUUUUACUAUUUGCUGUUGUCAGUGAUAUUAGUGAAUUUAGUACUAAUCGAUUGUGUGAAGCGGAUACUUUACCUUAUGUUCAGAUGGUUUUGAAAUUGGCUUUGGAUACUGGAGCUGCAUUUCGGAUAGUUCAUUUUUUAAUUUUAUGGACACAUAUUAAUUUGCAAUCGGAAAAUGCUGCCAAAUGUCAGGCAAAAUUGGAUCUCAUUGACAUUUUAUAUCGAAACGAAAUGCCAUCCACUCCUGCACACCCAGGGAUCUCCAUAACAAACACUAAACAUGCUUUCAAUAUCAAUCAAGCUGACACUCGUCUGAUUUAUGAAGAAGAAGCUGUACGCAAAGCUGUUUACAUUAAUCCAAUAUCACCAGUACGAAUUAAAUACAAAGCUCCUUCAAUUCAUCGAGACUUGGAAUCCUUUCUUAUAUCUCAUGGUUCAUCGUGUACUUGUGAUAAAUGUUCUCAUGCAUUUCUAAGUUGGCAAAUAUUUAAAGUCGGCUGCCUCAAUGCAAGGCUUUUGUACCUUGGUGAUGUCUAUAGUGAAGCUAGAACAUUCUAUUCCAAAGCAAUAAAUUGGUGCAACACUAAGACACAUAAAAUGCAUACAAAAUUCCAUUUCAGAGAUUAUGAAUUUUCAAUGUUGAUUCAAUACAUAAAUCUCCUGCGUCGAACAAAGAAUUUUAGCGAAGCUAUCACCACAAGCGAUUGUUCUCUUAAAGUUUACAAUAAAUUCAAAAAUGCGCUAGAUGGAGCUUAUCAUAUUAAUUUAUCAUUACAAUUAGAAUCAACGAAAAUUGAGAUGAACAAAAAACCAAUCACACCAAAAUCGCCAAAAGCAAAAAGACUUCUUAAAUACAGUCCAGUCGAACUGAAAACUUCACCUGAAGAGUUGACUUUAACAGCAACAAAGAGGAGAGGAAGAGCCAAGAAAGAAUCACCACAAACACUAAAGGAGAACAUAGAAAAUAUCAUUUACAAAGAUCCUGCUGGAACAUCAUCUGCUUCUUCGCAAGCUUCAAGAGUAAAAAGUGCCAAACGUAAAGAAAAAUCACCAACAGAUGCAGAUGCUAUCGAUGAUAUAUGCAAGACUGUAGAAAAAGUUCAAAUAUCAGACGAAGUCAUACCAAAGAAGUCCUCAACACGCAGAAGAGGUGGUAAACAAAAUUUGAAUACGGCAAUUAUAAUAAUUGAUGACGAUGAUUCGCCGGUACCAACAACGAAACAGUGCACCAUUCCAAAGUCAGCAAGUAAAGUGGAGUGCACGCCUAAAACUCGAGGACGCCCUAAGAAAGCACCAGCCACUGUUGCUGUUGCAAAGUCAGGAGAUGCGGAAUCUCGAAGUAAAUUGCUAAGAAGGCGAAUUUGAUGAAAUAUGUUAGUCUUGUGAGGUUAUGUUUUUUUUUUUUUUUCUUUAUAGAAUAAUUUUUAGUAUUAUGUAUUUUUUUUAAACAUUUUACUUAUAGUUUUAAGUUUUUUUGUUCAUUGUAUUUUUAUAUUAUGGAUUAUUUAUGCGAUUUAAAAUAAAAAUAAAAUAAAU
Messenger RNA from Episyrphus balteatus (marmalade hoverfly), 4211 nucleotides. Its product is annotated as protein three rows. The record is from RefSeq and is a predicted model, not a curated record. The transcript is spliced from 4 exons. Lineage: Eukaryota; Metazoa; Arthropoda; Insecta; Diptera; Syrphidae. Bases 39 to 4040 code for a protein of 1333 amino acids.